GGAAUCGGGGACAUAAAGGAUCAUCACAAACGAACACUCACAGAUGAAUCGUACACCGAAUUGCUGGAACUCCGAAGCCAGCUACAGGCAUUACUGGUCAAGAAACAUUACCGGCAACUACAGAGAUCAAAAGCCUUGUAUUAUAUACAUGCGAACAAAGGGGGCAGGUUUUUGGCUCGCAUGCUCAGGGGACACACAAACGCUUGCGCAAGUACACAAGCUAAAACUAACCGGUGGAAGAACGACUCAGCACCCCGAAACGAUAGCGAAUGCGUUCCGAACAUACUACACCCAACUGUACAACCUGCACGUACAGCCUUCUACGAUCCCAACACACACCAGGAAAAGGGAAAUCCAACAAUACCUGACACGACACCUCGCCAAACACAUAACUCGAGAAGAAGCUGA
Pelobates cultripes (western spadefoot toad) is the source of this 408-nucleotide messenger RNA. NCBI's taxonomy places the organism in Eukaryota, Metazoa, Chordata, Amphibia, Anura, Pelobatidae. The record is from the annotation of a GenBank genome assembly.